AAAUAAUAACUUGAAAAAUAUAUUAAUAAUUAUGAAUUUAAUUUAUUAUCAGCUAAAUAUUCAUUAAUUAAAGCAUUAAUUUGUGAAAAUAAAAAGGAAAGAUAAUUUUUUAGAAGAAUAGCUAGCAAAUAAGCAGUAAUAAAUAAAUCAUUAAUCAGAUAAAUGAACGAAUAAAACUAGGCACUGCAAAAUUAGUUACAGUUUGAGUAUGCUUAGUACAAAGGACUUACUGUUCCAGCUCCAGAGGAAGGUAUUGACUAUUUUUAAGAAUCUUGCAAAUUAUACUUGGCAAACAUUUUACUAACAAGUUAGCUGAAGGAUUUACUAUAAGAUAAAAAUGAUUUGCUUUGCAGAAUUUAGAAAGAAGAGAAAAGUUAAAAUGAUGACUCGAAAGGAGAUAUUUUAGAUGAUAAAAAAAGAAGAAUAAGAAGAUCUGCUUCACAAAUAGAUAGACACUAUACUUGCCCUAAGUGUGCAAAAUCUUAUGGGUCUGAAGGUUCUUUAUAAUAGCAUUUGAAGUUAAAGCAUCCUGAAUUUAACUUAAAAGAUUAUGAAUUCAAACCAACUUAUAGGAUCCCUGGAUAAAAAUAUACUACUGAUAGUAAGAGCUUAGAAGAUUAUGAAGAUUACUCUUAGGAUAAUAAAGAGCAAAACGAAGAUACAGAGAGAUAAAAAGAGAAUUAAGAUGAAACUGCUGAAAAAGCAGAAGAGUCAGCUGCUAAGGAGGAAGCUGAAUCUGAGUAGUAGCAAAAAGAAAAAACAAAAAAGAGGUAAAAAAAGGAGAGGAGAAAAAGAAAGAAAGAAGCUGAAAAGGAAAAAGAAGCAGAAAAUGAAAAAGAAGCUGAAAAUGAAUAAGAAAAUGUAGAGGAGUAAGAAGUAGAAGUAGAGGAAGAAAAGAAAUAAAAAAGAAAGUAAAAGAAAAAAAGGUCCAAGUAAGUAUAGGAAGAAGAUUAAGAAGAUGUUGAUAAAGAGAAAAAGUAAGAAGAAGAGGAGUCUAAUAAGCAAGAAUCUGAGAAAAUAGAAGAGGUUAAACCUAAAAAACCAAGAAAAAAAAAGAAAAAACCAGAAGUUUAAGUUUAAAAAGAGGAGGAAGAAGAAAAAGGAUCUUAAUAGUAAGAAGAAUAAGCUCAAUAAAAUGAAGCAAAUGAAGAAAACCCUCAAAAUGAAGAUAAUCAAGAAAAAGAAAAAAAUGAUGAAAAUAAUUUAGAAAAUGGUGAAAAUAAUAAUGAAGAUAAUUUAGAAAAAGAUAAAAAUUAAGAUGAAAAAAUAAUUAAUGAAGAAGUUUAAGCUGAUAAUAAUAAUGGUAACACUCAAGAAGAGAAUAAAUAAGAAGAUAAAGAUACAGUAGAGCCAAAACAUUCAAUUGAGAAUGAUAAUUAAGAAAAUGCAGCUGAAAACAAAGAAAAGCAAAAUAAUGAAGACAUUGAUCAAUAAGAAAAAAUUUAAGUAGAAGAGGAUUAAAAAAAUGACUAAUAACAAGAUUAAAAAACAGAAUUAACAAAUGAAAAUAAAGAUUAAGACAUUUCAAACUAAACAUAAAUGUAAAUAGAAAAUAGUUAAAAUGAUGAAUGA
This is a messenger RNA of Tetrahymena thermophila SB210, 1572 nucleotides long. Its product is annotated as zinc C2H2 type family protein, putative. The transcript has 7 exons. The record is from RefSeq and is a predicted model, not a curated record. Lineage: Eukaryota; Ciliophora; Oligohymenophorea; Hymenostomatida; Tetrahymenidae.